Biomphalaria glabrata is the source of this 3971-nucleotide messenger RNA. RefSeq names its product E3 ubiquitin-protein ligase MGRN1-like. Gene Ontology annotation, cellular component: cytoplasm. The coding region runs from base 90 to 2057 and encodes 655 amino acids. Gene Ontology annotation, biological process: protein ubiquitination. The record is from RefSeq and is a predicted model, not a curated record. Gene Ontology annotation, molecular function: ubiquitin protein ligase activity. The transcript is spliced from 15 exons. Lineage: Eukaryota; Metazoa; Mollusca; Gastropoda; Planorbidae.
UAACAUUCGUCAUAUCCGGAUCUUAGCUCCAAAAUGGCGGAUAAAAACAGAGACUAACAAUAGUUAAAAUAAAACUAUAUUUUAACGAAAUGGGGGCUACACUUACUAGAAAUCGAAAUAAUCGAGAAGAAAAUAGAGAUGCCGCCUCGCAGAGUGCCUACAGAUAUCCACCCAAAACUGGAAGCUACUUUGGAACACAUUUUAUAAUGGGAGGUGAAAGGUUUGAAUCCCCUCAGCCUGGAGAAUAUCUUUUUGGUGACAGUGAAGAGUUGAAUUUUCUUGGAAAUAAGCCAGUUCCUUUUCCAUAUCCAGUUCCAACAGGAAAUGACCCGACGAAAACUUUGAAAAGUCUGGUCUACAUUCGCAAAGAUUCUUUAAGAUUGGUCAAAGCCUCCACUGCAGAUAAAGUGGCUGUAGAUGGACAUGUUGAGAGUACCAGCACAUCAUACAAUAUAGAGUUCAUUUUAGAUUCAGAUGUUAGGUGUGCUGUCAGGAUACACUAUUUUGCCUCUGAAGAAAUCAUCAACGGCCAAGUUGUUUAUCAUCCUAGAGACAGUUCCUUGAGCUCAGAAACAUACCACUUUAAGAGAGGUGCAGGGCAGAAUUUCAACCAGCCUAACCACUUCAUAGACCCAAGCAAAUUUCCAGAUGAGGAGUGGCAGUAUCACUUUGACAAAGAUGUUUAUCCCAUUGCGAUCCAUUGUAUGGUUGAAGAGGAAGAGCAUGCUGGACAUGCACAUAUAACAUAUGCGGUGGUAGAGAAGAGCACAGAGGGUGCAUACACAAUCAAACCGCUCAAACAGAAACAGUUGGUGGAUGGUCUGUGUUACCUUCUGCAAGAAAUCUACGGCAUUGAGAACAAGAACAUGGAGAGGGUUAAGGAGGUUGAUCCUGAUGAUGAUAUUGAAGAUAGUGGUGCAGAGUGUGUCAUAUGUAUGUCUGACAUGCGUGACACACUCAUCCUUCCAUGUCGUCACCUAUGUCUGUGCAGCAACUGUGCCGAUUCCCUGCGCUAUCAGGCUAGUAUGUGCCCCAUCUGCAGAGUGAAGUUCAGAGCCCUCCUUCAGAUACGAGCCAUGAGGAAAAAAAUAAUUCCCACAUCCACCCACUCUCCGCAGUCUGACAGUGAAGAGAACACAGUUAACCAAGAAGGUGUGCCCCAAGGGUAUGAAGCCAUCUCCCUCAUCGAAGCUCUAAAUGGUCAGGUGGUGCCACCUAUGAACACAGAGGGUGUCCAUGUCCAGAUCUCCAGUCCACUUGCUUUAUUUACUGUAGAGAAAAAAGGACAGAAAGAAAAGAAUUUAGUCUCAGGCCCUAUUGAAUAUCAAAAAGAAAUGGAUACAGAUAAAGAAAGUAGUAAAGGAACGCUGGAGAAGAAAAAAAACAAAGACAAAGUUGGAGGACCAAAGAAAAAUGUGGACACCACAGAUGUCACAUCCACAGAAGCCACAUCUGAUGCCACACCUGAUGAAGUGGUGCCAAGGCACAUUAUUAAAGAAGCUGUAUCGCCACUGAAAUCAACAGUUGUCACAGUCAGGUGUUCAGCAGAUGGCUCAAUAACUACUGAAACCAAAAUCUCUCCAAUCAGAGAAACAGAGUUGAUCCCAGCAGCUAAUAGGAAGCUACACGAGAAAAACUUCAAGGCCAACAUCAAUUUGACCCAGAUGACCUGUGGCUUGUCCACUGGUGACAUGGCUGAUGAUGAACGAGAGGAUAGUUCUGAGCCAGAGCCUGACUAUGAUGAUAGAGAUAGUGAUGACCUUGCCAACACGCCAACUACCAGCAACCAGGAAUUGUAUAGUGGGGUUUCCAUAUCAGUUAGCUUUACGGAGCUUCCCCCAGCUCUGCAUCAAUAUGAGUCUGACAGUUCUGUGAAGCACCUACAGUACAGCUCCAGGGAGGCUUCCAGCCUCACUGACAUCCACCACAGCGGCACGGAGGAGUCUAGCUUUGGGAGCAAUUCUUCUGGUCAGGCACUCUUGUCAUCUGAGGAACAGAAGCGUUCAUCCUGUGAAGUGAGGAGCACAGAAGAAGAGGAAUAUGCAAAUGUAUUAUAGGUCAUUCAAGCCUCUAAAAUAGAAAAGACAACCAAAAAUAAGAAAAAUUGCUGGAUUAUUUAAAUCCUUUCUUCAUUAAGACAAAGGGAGAUAAUUCUAUCAAAUAAAUUAAGAUAAAUAUUAAUUUAUUAUUCUGCAUUUAGUACGAGGAUGAAAUGUCUGAGAGUCUUUGUGUGGAAACUUGUCAAGAUGAUUGAAACGUAAUUGACAUUAGGCUGUGAUUUGUACUUCUUAGAUUGACUAUCAGAGAUAGCCAACAGUUGUUCUUGUACUUAAACAAGUAAUGGUUGCAUAAUGUGAACGUUCAACAAAUUUUAUCUACAUACCUAUAUCAGAAGAAAAAAAAAGGUAGCCCCACUCAAAGGCUGACUGUGUCUUGCCUUAAUCAACUUCUGAUUGUCAUUCAUGUGAAUACAUAAUGAUUAAAGUUUGACACAUGUACAUAAAAGAAACUUUUUGGAUAAUUGUUUGUAUUAAAAUAUGGUUUAUGUACAGUUAGUGUCAAAAGUGUUUGUACAGAAAAACAAUUGCAAAAUAAAGACUGGCUGUGUACCUAGUUAUACAUUUUGACCUUCUCAAUAUAUAUGUUGAAGUCCACUCAGGUUUGGCACCUGUGAGGACCUUUAGUGGUCUUGCAGCAUCACAGAUACAUUUAUAACUUGUCUUUAUAAUACUUAAUGUACAUUUUUAGAAUCGUCUAUCAAGAUUGUCUCUUGAGAAAAUCUCCAUGGGGCAGGCUAUUAAUUACACUUCCUGACCAGUGGAAGUACAUUGACUAAAAAUGUUAGGUACUAAAAAAAAACUACUAAAAAAAAACUACUUGCUUUUUUUUUAAAUUCAGAUGCAUUUGUAUUGUAUAAGAAAUUAGACUUUCAUUUUCAAAGAAUCUCGGUAAAACAUGUUAAUUAUUUUAUUGUUGAAUUACAAAAAAAAAAAAAAAGAAAUGUUAUUGAUAUAGAAAUGCUAUUGAUUCCCAUAUGUAAUCAAAAGAAAUCAUUUUUUGAUUCUUACAUACAAUUAAAAGAAAACAUAUUGAUUCUAAUCUAUAAUGAAUCAUGUCCAGAGCCUAUAUGCUAAUUAGAACAUUAUAUAACCUUCUCUUCUUUCUGUUCAUUCCACAAAACUUUGGAUGGUCUCAUUUAAGGGCACAAUUCAAUCUGGAUAGACAGUCUAUUGGAUUUAUAGAUAACAAUUUUGGAUAGUUUAGCAUGCUUUUCCUGAUGCAUUUCAAGGAUACAGACAAACAUUUUUUUAGAAUUUGCAAAGCUUUUUGCCAUCUACUUUUAGAAAAUAUUCAAAAUAUGUUUUCUGUAGUUGAUUGGCUAGUUUUCUUUUCUAUUUUGAAGAGAAAUUUAGGUUUGUUAAAAUAGUAUAUUUUUUUUUUGUAUUGAAUGUGAAAAUUAAAAUGUAUAGUUGUUUUUUUGGGCUAAUAUUACAGAAGCUCAAACAAAUGUCUAAAAUAAAUGCUAAAAUGUAGAAAACAUUAUUUUUAAAUACUGGACUAAAUAUAUUGUGAACCUUAGCUAUGAAAAAAAAAGUAUUGUUUUGAUGGCCAUUUGAAUGUAUUUCCAUGACAACCAAGUGAGGUUCUGUGACAAAGACUUCAUCUUUGAACAUGUCAAAGUUAUUAGUUAAUAAAAUAUAAAAAUACACUGUUAGAAAAAUGUACCACAAGAGUUGAUAAUAUGUCUCCAUAUCCCUGCCACUCUUUGUCUUAAUAGGACUCUUCUGGCAGUGUUACGCUGGUAUUAGUCUGUAUUGCUAAACAGUUGGAGCUGUAUCUUAUGUUAGUCUUUGGCUGUAAGUUGGUGCCCAAAAUGUGCCAUGUCCAGGUGUCUCUGAGCUUCAGUACUUGGACAUUAGUUAAAAUUGUCACUUGUUUCAUUGUCAAGCCAAAUAAAUUUUGGUCUUUUA